AUGCCUCGCGGAUCUGUGAGCCAGCUCUUGAAGAUUGCGACCUUGCCAGAGGGUCUCAAGAUGUUCAUCACCGACUGGCCUACGUUUGCAGGUAUUCACAAGAACUCAUCGCUCAACGACAAGAAGAGCGUCUUUCCGCUUGAAGUCUCGCCUACAAUUAACUAUGGCCGCAUGGGAGAAGUUGUCCUGACGUCGCUGAGUAACUUCGACUCCGGGACCGGCCCCACAGCUUGCAUCGACUUCAUGCUAUCUGGAGAAAUCUUAGUGCACGGCAACAAGACCCAAGUAGGACAGAAGGGGACCAUCACUAUCUCGACAGGCGAGUGGGGUGGCUGGAUGUCUUUUUGGGGCAAUCCAGCCAGGAUCAUGCUAGCAUACAACCUCAUCGACUCCGCAAGUAUCAACCAUGAGGUCGACAUUCCUCAGUCCGGACACACCAAGGAGCUCAUAAUGGAACUGGGGCUCGACGACCAAGGGAACAGACUGGCCAUGAAGGUGGAGACUGAGAAGAAUCUUGCGUUUGAUGUCGCAAAUGUGCUGCUGGGAGGGGUGUAUUAUGUUCACAAAGCAGCGUACGGUUGGGCCUUUGGAGCUGUUGGAGGGUGGCCAGCUGCCGUUGGUUGUGUAGCGGGGCCUGAGGUGAAGAAGCUCCUGUUUGGCUAG
Ascochyta rabiei is the source of this 663-nucleotide messenger RNA. RefSeq lists its product as uncharacterized. The record is from RefSeq and is a predicted model, not a curated record. The transcript has 3 exons. The coding region runs from base 1 to 663 and encodes 220 amino acids. NCBI's taxonomy places the organism in Eukaryota, Fungi, Ascomycota, Dothideomycetes, Pleosporales, Didymellaceae.